AAGCACUGUGCAAGGGCAGGGGCUCCAGGGCUCCAGGUGGAGGCCUAGCGUCUGCACCUGGGCCCGUGGUCCACUCCCAGUCUCCAGGAACCCCCUCCUGGGGCAUCCUGAUCCCCUUACCUGACUGCUGCCUCCCAGGCAGCCCCACCCCCAGGCUGCAUCUCCUGCAUAAUAGCACAUCCACAUUUCCUGCCCACCCCCACCCCCAAAGCCUUCCCAACUUCCAUUCACAUCCUUGCUCCACACCCACACCCCACCUCUCCUUCCUGCUGUCUUGACAUCCAGGUGCUCCCAGAAGCUUCUUCUGCCCCUUCUGUCUGUCUGCAUGCUGGGAGGGGCCCUCCUUUCCCCUUUCACACUGAGAGUUCCCCGGAGGACUUUCAAGGGUGGCGUCCCCCCCAGGUGCAACGUGCCCUAAGCUCUGGGUUGUCUCUCCCCUGCAUGGGUUUAGUCAGGGCCGUAGGGUUGGGGGAGGCCCUGGCCUUCCUCAGGGCCCUCACCCGGCCGGAUGUAAUGUCUGGCCUCGUGGGCGCUGAGCGGCAGCACCGUGGGCAGUCCGGCCGAGGAGCGGACAGCGUCCAUGCGCAGGAAUCGGCUGGUAAUGUAGAUGUUGUUGUAACUGUCCCAGUUCAGGUAACCGUACCGGUAAAACAGGGCUCUGGUGGGGCACAGGCGAGGCGCCUCAGGACCCCACAGGGCACCAACCUGCCCACCCCCCACCCGGCCCCAAACUCCAGCCUCCCAGGAUGUGGCGGGGUGGGGGUGACCUGGCCCCGCCCCGCCCCUCACUGGAGGUAGAGGAGCACGAGCAGCACCGGCGUGGUGUAACCCAUCAGCGCCAGGGCCUCUCGGACGCGGUACAGCUUCAUGCUGACGGCCUCGUGGAGGUCCAGAGCGACCUGGGACAAGCUCCGAGAGGCAUUGAGAUCCACAGAGAAGUGGUGGGUGGCUGUCACGUUGAACUCAAACUCUUGACGCACCCGGUUAAUCAGCUUCUUUGCAGCUGGGGUGAGCAAGGACAAUUAGGAGGGGACAGAGCCGCAUUUAGGGGAGGAGCAUGGCGCAGCCCAGGGGCUGCACGGCUCACAGACCAGCCAGGAACCCCCAGUGUUUGAACCCACGGUGGACUGAGGAGGGGAGGAAGCCUCCACAAGCUGGGCCAUUGCCCUGUGUGUGCGCAGCACCAGCAUUCCGCCUUCCCGACGACCUGCCCAGGCGCAGGAGGCCCUGCCUCUCCCCCAGCUCCUGCUCCGCAGUCAAGCUUGGGUGAGGCUGCUCCCCGGGCGCUGGGCCUCAACUUCCUAAUCUGCCCAGGUAACCUGAGCGCCUAGGGGGCUGGCAAUGGCCGUAUGGGGAUGAGGGCGGGAGACCUCCCGGGAGCAGCAGAUUCGGCAGGCUCAGAGGGGUCACUCAGAGGGGUCACUCACGGGUGCCGAUGGUCUCACGCAAGAAGGGUUGGAUGUACAUGGGUAUGAUGCAGAAUACCUGGGCCACUGAGGGCCGGGACUGAGUGUCAGGAUGGGUAGAGAGAUGCAGCCUGCCUCUCCCACCUCCAGGGACCUUGUUCCCACUGGGCCUUCUCGACCUUUUGCUUUUCCUCCUGGCCACCCCAUCUGGCUCCAAAUCUUUUGGCUUCUCCCCAUUACCCCAAGCCCCCCACCCCAUACGGGGCAAGCAUCCUUACUGGCCCCAUAUUCAUCACCUCUUAUUGGUACCCCUGGACCUGCCCUCCAACUGACCCCACAUUUGCUAGGCCCCCAAUCCUGCCGGUGACGCCCUGGCUCGCUCACCGCUGGCAAGUCCACAGAGCACCAGCUUGAAGGGCAUCAGCACGUAACACAGGUGGUAGGCUUGUGGUAUGACCUUCAUACAGCUGUCCUUCGCGUCAUCGAAGACCCGUGCACACUUCAAGUAAGGGUUGCCCAACUCCGAGUUGCAAACGUCUCCGAUGUGCAGGAGCCAGUACCACACGUUGCGCAGGGCCCUGGCUGGGGACAGCGUCGGGGCUUGCACCCGGGGCCAGACCUGCAGCAUCUUCUGGGGGCUUGAGGAACACCAGGAUACCCCCAGCGCUGGAGAGGCCUGUGGCCAGGUGCCUGGCUGUGCUGUAUCACCAGGGACUAGUCAGCACCCAGGAGGGGCCCAGAACGUCCUGGACAAGGGAACCGAGGGAGUAGAAGACACAGACCUCAGGCAGGCUGUGGGUGAGGCAGAGGAGACGAAGCAUAGCCUCACAUCCAAGGACAUCCCUGAGGAGACUUCUGGGGUGAGACAGGGUUCCCAGAAGCCUAUGGCAGACUAUGGACCCCCCAGACUUCACCACAAUGGAGCAAAAGGGCAAAGGAGGAGACAACCCCACACCAUACAGAAGCUCCUGCACUGGGGGCUGCCUGCGUCCUGUCACCGAUUCCUGUGGCGCCAACCGGGGGAGUUUCCGGUCACUGCUUUCCUUCUGGGGGCAGGCACCGGGGGGCUCCUGGCCAUCGGUCUCUUUCAGCUCUUGGUGAAUCCUAUGAAUAUCUAUGAAGAACAGAAGAUGAUGACGCUGUACGGCUUGGUGGGCUUCGGGGCCGUGGGCUGGGGGACCUCCCCUCACAUCCGCUGUGCCAGCCUCUUGCUGGUCCCCAAGAUGCUGGGCAAAGAGGGCAGGCUGUUUGUGCUGGGAUAUGCCUUGGCUGCCAUCUAUGAGGGACCGGCGGCCAACCUACGGCACAAUCUCAACGAAGUGGUGGCGUCACUGGGCUGCACGGUAGAGCUGCAAAUCAACAACACACGUGCAGCCUGGCGCGUCUCCACAGCCCCCCUGCGCGCCGUGUUCAAGGGCCUGCUGGGCAGCAAAGAGUCACUGAGGGCAGAAGCUCAAAACAUCUCUAGCGCCUUCAAGGACCUGGACGCCCAGGUGAGCAGUGAGACGGGCUACACACCUGAGGAGGCCACGGGCUCGGAGGAAACAGCUCAAGGCUUGCGGACCCACCGCGCCGUGGCCUCCAGACACCACCUCUCCACACAAAAGAUGUACGAGAUGAAAACCAAGCUGCGUUGCUCCAGUGUGGUGAACCAGGCCAUACUCAGCUGCCGCCGCUGGUUUGACCGAAAGCAUGAACAGUGCAUGCAACGCAUCUGGGUCCCGCUGCUCAAGCACCUGCUCUGCGUGCCCAUGAAGUUCAAGUUCUUCUGUGGCAUUGCCAAGGCCAUGGGCGUUUGGUGCCGCAGCCGCAUCCCCGUGGAAGGCAACUUCGGGCAGACCUACGACUCCCUCAACCAGUCUAUUCGUGACCUGGGAGGGGAAUUUUCAGCCACGAUUGACCUCAAGGAAGAAAAGCAGGCCGCACUGGUGGGCAUCAACAUGAGCUGGGGACAUGUGAGCAGCGAGCUGCGGGAUUAUGUGAGAAGCCAGGAGGCCCAGCUGGAGUGGGUCCUGGGGCUGCUGCACGUCUUGCUGUCCUGCACCUUCCUGCUGGUCCUCCGAGCGUCCUUCUCCUACGUGGACAGCUAUAAUGGGGACAUUCGCUUUGACAAUAUCUACAUCAGCACCUACUUCUGUCAGAUCGAUGAACGCAGGAAGAAGCUGGGUAGGCGGACUCUGCUGCCGCUGCGCAAAGCCGAGAAGAAAACCGUUAUCUUCCCCUAUGAACCCACUAUCCAGGCCACAGAAAUGAGGAACGUGGUAAGGGAGCUCGUGGAGACACUGCCCAUUCUGCUGCUGUUCCUGGUGCUGUGUGGACUGGACUGGGCUCUCUACUCCAUCUUUGACACCAUCCGCCACCACUCCUUCCUGGAGUACUCCUUCCGCAGCAGUCAUAAAUUGGAGGUGAAAGUCGAGGGAGACUCCAUGCUUGCCUGGCUUCUUCGGAAGACCAUUGGGGCCCUGAACACCUCCUCGGAGACAGUGGUGGAAUCAAACAACAUGCCCUGUCUGCCCCAGCCCGUGUGUCUGGAUGCCACGGCUUAUCUGAGGGCUGCGCUGCCCAGCGCCCUGCUCGUGGGUCUCUGCCUGCUCCAGGCUUUCGGCUACAGGCUCCGGAGGGUCAUCGCAACCUUCUAUUUCCCCAAGCGAGAGAAGAAGCGGACCCUGUUUUUCUACAAUGAGCUCCUGAGGAAAAGGGCAGCCUUCACCCAGCUGAGGAGGGCAGCCAUUGUGAGGCAGGCACGACAGCAGAGGGCCCCGCGCCACCGCCUAGUGGACAUCCUGCACCGCUGCUGCCCCCUCUUGCGCCCCUGGCUGCGCCGGCGCUGCGUGGUGUGCCAGGCACCCGAGACGCCCGACUCCUACGUGUGCCCGACUCCGGACUGCGAGGCCGUGUACUGCCGGUCGUGCUGGGACGACAUGCGGCAGCGAUGCCCGGCCUGCACACCCCGCGAGGAGCUCUCCUCCUCCGCCUACAGCGACAGCAACGAUGACGCUGCCUACGCGGAGUGAAGGGGCGCUCUGCCCGCUCUCCCACCCGCUCCUAAUAAAAGGCCGUGUACGCUCCUGCUGCCUGGUGUUUCGCAGGGGGCCGGUACGGGGCGUGGGGUGAGCCCGGCGCUGCCCGGCCGGCAGUCGGAAGAACGGGCCCGCCCAUCGAUCGCCGCAGGGCCGGGCGGCGGACGGGAAGCGGGAGGGCAGCACAGCUGGUGCGAAGAGGUCCGGACCCGCGGCGGCGUAGAGGCGCGACGCCCAAGCCGGUCGGACCGGGCCUCACCCUGCACAGUAGCGGGGAAGCAGCGGCGCAGAGCAGAGCGGACG
This is a messenger RNA of Rhinolophus ferrumequinum (greater horseshoe bat), 4729 nucleotides long. RefSeq names its product DC-STAMP domain containing 1 (gene DCST1). Gene Ontology annotation, cellular component: membrane. The transcript has 17 exons. NCBI's taxonomy places the organism in Eukaryota, Metazoa, Chordata, Mammalia, Chiroptera, Rhinolophidae. The record is from RefSeq and is a predicted model, not a curated record. The coding region runs from base 1949 to 4420 and encodes 823 amino acids.